AUGGCUUUAAACGAUUCAGAGAUGAAGCAACUUCCUCUUAAAGCAGGUCUUGGCAUAUAUGCUGCUCUCGGCUUCAUUGAAGGCUUUUGUUUCUUUGGUGCAGGAAUAUUUUUGGUGAUAAGUGGGCUUCGAGCAUCGGAAAAUCUUCAUGCACCGUUACUACAUCGUUUGUUACGUUCAUCGAUGACAUUCUUUGACACGACACCUAUCGGGCGUAUUUUGAAUAGGCUUGGGAAGGACAUUGAUGUGAUCGAUGAAUUAUUACCAAUAAGUUUUCGUUAUUCUGUUUAUUGGAUUGAAAAUGUCAUGAUAAUAUUAAUCAUAAUAGUUAUAUCAACCCCUGUUUUUGCUAUUACUAUUAUACCUCUUGCACUUUUCUACUACUUCUUUCUGCAUUUGUACCUUCCCACUUCGCGACAGAUAAAGCGAUUAGAAAGUAUUAGUCGUUCACCAAUUUAUCAACAUUUUGAAAAAACAGUUCGAGGGCUUAUGUGCAUAAGAGCAUUUGAAAAGGUGCAAGAAUUUUGCAAUUCAAUGGAAACAUACGUUGAUUGUUUCAUACGUUGCAAAUAUUCCAAUGUUCUAUCGAAUCGCUGGUUAGCAGUACGACUGGAAUUUAUCGGGAAUUGUGUUGUACUUUGUGCAGCACUAUUUGCAGUUCUCUCGCAACAUUGGGGUGUUGCAGUGAGUGCUGGAAUCGCAGGAUUGAGUGUUAGCUAUGCUCUAAAUAUCACGGAAGCACUAAAUUUUGCCGUACGAUUUAUCAGUGAAUUAGAAAUGAAUAUAGUAGCCGUUGAACGCUUGAAAGAAUAUACCGAAAUACCAACCGAAGCUGAAUGGAGAAUUGAUCACUUCAAGCCAACGAAGAAUUGGCCAACAAAAGGACAGAUAUCAUUUAAAAACUAUUCAACGCAUUAUCAUCCUAAGCUUGAUUUGGUUUUGCGUCAGUUGAAUGCUUUCAUUGUGCCGGCUGAAAAAAUUGGUAUUGUUGGUCGUACAGGAGCAGGUAAAAGCUCCUUAGCACUGGCAUUAUUUCGAAUUAUUGAGCCUGUCAAAGGUACAAUUAUUAUUGAUGAUAUCGACAUUUCAGUUAUAGGCUUACAUGACCUUCGCUCGAACCUCACAAUCAUUCCACAGGAUCCUGUAUUAUUUUCGGGAACACUCCGAUUUAAUUUGGAUCCAUUUCAAGUGUAUUCUGAUCAGGAAAUAUGGGCAGCUCUUGAGUUGGCGCAUUUGAAAACAUUCGCAUCAAGUCUUGCUGGAGGCUGGUUGUUAAAAAUUUUACGAUGGAUCUUACUGUAUUGCAUCAGCGAAGGGGGUGAGGAUAUCAGUGUUGGACAGCGACAACUUAUUUGUUUGACUCGUGCACUUCUUCGCAGAAACAAAGUUUUAGUUUUAGAUGAAGCUACAGCUGCUGUAGACUUAGCAACUGAUUCAUUGAUUCAGGAGACAAUUCGUCGUGAAUUUCACAGCUCAACUGUCCUAACCAUUGCACAUCGUUUGAAUACCGUAAUCGAUUACGACAGAAUAAUAGUCCUUGAUAAUGGUUCAAUACGGGAAUUUGAUUCACCACAGAAUUUGCUCAGCAAUCGUUCUUCACUCUUUUUCUCCAUGGCACGUGGUGCUCAAAUUGUCUGUUAA
This is a messenger RNA of Loa loa (African eye worm), 1641 nucleotides long. RefSeq names its product ABC transporter transmembrane region family protein. The coding region runs from base 1 to 1641 and encodes 546 amino acids. The record is from RefSeq and is a predicted model, not a curated record. Gene Ontology annotation, biological process: transmembrane transport. NCBI's taxonomy places the organism in Eukaryota, Metazoa, Nematoda, Chromadorea, Rhabditida, Onchocercidae. The transcript is spliced from 11 exons. Gene Ontology annotation, cellular component: membrane. Gene Ontology annotation, molecular function: ATP hydrolysis activity; ABC-type transporter activity; ATP binding.